Molecule: messenger RNA, 3650 nt
Organism: Manis pentadactyla (Chinese pangolin)
Lineage: Eukaryota; Metazoa; Chordata; Mammalia; Pholidota; Manidae
Gene: PPP6R2
Product: protein phosphatase 6 regulatory subunit 2
Exons: 25
Coding region: 433-3168 (911 amino acids)
Cellular component (GO): cytosol; nucleus
Molecular function (GO): protein phosphatase binding; protein phosphatase regulator activity
Source: RefSeq, a predicted model, not a curated record
AGGCGGGGGAAGGGGGAAAGGGGGCGGGUGGCGACUGAGGGGCAAGUCCCCUCCGCUCCGGCGUUCGCUGCGGGCAGCCCCUGGCUCCCGAAAUGUGGCUGCAGAGUCCCCACCGGGGUCACAUAGUCGAGCGUGGAGCGGCCAGUUUGGGAACGCGACAUGUGUAUUUUUUUGGAAUGAAAACUCCUGACUCAGGCUAGGCUGGGCUCCCGCCAUGGGCCAAAACUAGUCGGCGGUGGGAAACUAACUGCAAAGAAGCCUGGGAAAUGAGGGACAUGGAUAGUUGGUGAAGAGAUUAUAAACCUUCUACUGAAUGAAAAAAUUAUUCUUAAAGUUGCGUAUUCUCCAAGAAAAAACCCCAAAUGUUUUUAUAUUUUGCCUGAAAACAAAAUCUGAACAAGAAGCUUACAUAGAAGCUCCGUGGCCACCACCAUGUUCUGGAAGUUUGACCUGAACACCACGUCCCAUGUUGACAAGCUACUGGACAGGGAGGAUGUAACUCUGCGUGAGUUAAUGGAUGAAGAUGACAUCUUGCAGGAGUGCAAGGCUCAGAACCAGAAGCUGCUGGACUUCCUGUGUAGGCAGCAGUGCAUGGAGGAGCUGGUGGGCCUCGUCACACAGGACCCGCCCCUGGACAUGGAGGAGAAAGUCCGCUUCAAAUAUCCCAACACAGCCUGCGAGCUGCUGACUUGCGAUGUGCCCCAGAUCAAUGACCGACUCGGUGGGGACGAGGCUUUGCUGAGCCUUCUUUACAACUUCCUGGACCAUGAGCCGCCUCUCAAUCCUCUGCUCGCCAGUUUUUUCAGCAAGACCAUUGGCAACCUCAUUGCGAGAAAACCCGAGCAGGUGAUCGUGUUCUUGAAGAAGAAGGGCAGGUUUGUUGGCCUGGUGCUGCGGCAUAUCGGCACCUCCGCCCUCGUGGACCUACUGCUGCGCCUCGUCAGCUGCGUGGAGCCGCCUGGGCUCAGGCAGGAGGUCCUGCACUGGCUCGAUGAAGAGAAUGCCAUCCAGAGACUCGUGGCCCUGAUCCAUCCUGGGCAGGAUGAGGAUAGACAGUCCAAUGCUUCUCAGGCUCUGUGUGACAUCGUCAGGCUGGGCAGAGAGCAGGGCAGUCAUCUGCAAGAGGCCCUGGAGCCGGACCCCCUCCUUGCCGUGCUGGAGUCGCAGGACUGCGUGGAGCAGCUUCUGAAGAACAUGUUUGACGGGGACCAGACCGAGAGCUGCCUCGUCAGUGGCACUCAGGUGUUGCUCACCUUGUUGGAAACUGGGCGGGCUGGGACAGAGGGCUUGAUGGACUCCUGUCCUCAGGGACUAGAGAGGUGGCACGCUGUCAGUGGCAGUGUCCUGCGUGGCAUUGAGCCACGGCUGAAGGACUUCCACCAGCUUCUGCUCAGUCCACCCAAGAAAAAAGCAAUUCUGACCACCAUUGGUGUGCUGGAGGAGCCGCUGGGGAAUGCCCGUCUGCAUGGUGCACGCCUCGUGGCUGCCCUUCUGCACACGAACACGCCCAGCAUCAACCAGGAGCUUUGCCGGCUCGACACCCUGGGCUUACUGCUGGACCUGUUUUUUAAGUACACCUGGAAUAACUUCUUGCACUUCCAAGUGGAACUAUGCAUAGCCACCAUCCUCUCCUAUGCUGCCCAGGAGGACAGGGCAGAGGCCAGUGGACCCGAGAGCCAGGCGGAGCCUGCACCAGGAAACGGGGACCCAGACACCCCCCAUCCUGCCCCCAGCUGCCCUGAGAAUGUGAUGGUGACCCACCUGUUCCAGAAGUGCCGCCUGCUGCAGAGGGUCCUAGAGGCCUGGGAGGCCAACGAGCAUGCACAGGCAGCAGGUGGCAUGAGGCGUGGGAACAUGGGCCACCUUACCCGGAUCGCCAAUGCGGUGGUGCAGGCCCUGGAGCGGGGCCCAGCGCAUACCCACAUCCACGUGGCCGUCCAAGAUUGCCAAGGGCGCUGGGAGAACUUCGUGGAGGAGACGCUGAUGGAGACCAACCGCAGGAAUGCCGUGGACCUGGUGAGCCCCCACCGCCUGCACCCCUCGAGUGAGGAUGAGGAUGUGGAGGGCGUGUUCCCAAAUGAGCUGACCCUUCAGCAGGCUUUCUCUGAGUACCAGGUCCAGCAGAUGACGGCCACCUUCGUGGACCAGUUUGGCUUCAAUGAUGAGGAGUUUGCAGAUCAGGAUGACAGUGUCAACUCUCCCUUUGACCGGGUUGCAGAGAUAAACUUCACCAUCGACGCCGACGAGGACAGUCCCAGCACGGCUCUGUUCGAGGCCUGCUGCAGUGACCACAUCCAGCCCUUUGACGAUGAGGACGACGACAUCUGGGAGGACAGGGACACACGCUGUGCCACCCGGGCGGCGGCCAGAGCCAGGUUUGGGGGCCCUCAUGCCUCAGAGAGCUGCUCAGGGGAUGGCCUGGCAUCAGGAGGCCAGGAUGGGAAGGAGGGCUCAGAAGCAGACAGCACCAUGGCCCAGGCAGGCACCCCUCCGGCCACUGCCCAGAAGGAAGGUCCCCAGGUGGAAGGGGGCCCAGGAGGUGCCACGUGGAUGGUGCUUGAUGAGCCAGCAGACUCGGCAGUGCCAGCCCCAGGAGCGGGUUCUGGGCUGUGGACGACCAGCACCCCCAGCACCUUGGCUACAGGGGAGAAAGGCUGGGCCCAGUUCACUGACUUCCAGCCUAUCUGCCGCUUGGAGUCAGUGCCCGGGUGCAGCUCCCCGGGGGACACAGGGCACCGCAAUACAGGCCAGGGCCCGGAGAGAGCCCUCAGCCCAGCCUCCCCUUGUGUCUGGAACGUGUGUGUCCCCAGAAAGUCUCUCUCGGUGGCCUCCAGCAGCAAGAACGAGCAGAAGGUAGUUGGUGCCUGGGAGGCCAGUGGCGUGGGUUCCAGCCGGGAGACCCUCCUGAUACCUGUGUCAGCCCCCAGGGCUGAGGGUGCGGCCAGCACACCGUCAGACCCCACCUCCCCUGCACCCGCAGAAGUGGCCUCCACCCUGGCCACGGCAGCACUGAGCAGGGCCUUGGCAGUCCCCCCAGGGCCCAGAGCGGCUGUCAGCACUGCAGCCCCAGCCAUUGGCAUGGCAGCCACCCUGGGGACAGCGACGGGAGACAGGAGUGUGGACACGCCACCCCCCAUCUCUGGCACCGCCCUCAACGGCCCCAUGUGACAGUGCUGCCACCCGCCAUGGCACGCACCCUCCAAGGAACUACCUGGUGAUGCCAUUUUUAAUUUAAUUUAAUUUAAAAAUAAAUGCUGCAUCGGUAAGCUGGCAGUUGGAACCAGCCUGUAGCUCCCGAGACCCCGAGUGGGCUGAGCCCAGCCUUGUGUGCAGCAGCAAGGCCACAGACACGCACUCUGCCUGUGGGCGGGGCCGCGAGGAGGCGCACGCCUUGGUUCCGAGCCAGGGGAGCUGCGUGCUUGAGCCUUGUGUCCAGCUGCGGCAAAGGUCCGGAGCUGGGCUGCCUAGUCUCGUCAGCCCAGUGGCCCUGGGAGUUGGCCUUGAGCCAGGCCUCGAAAUUUGACUGCCUUAAAAUGCCCCCGUGGCCUUGUGGGGGUGCCGGCCUGUGACUUCAGUGGGCAGCUGGCAUAUCUGGUGGGCCAGCGCGGGCAGCUGGGAGGGGGUACACGGUGCAGAGAUGGGCUUCAGCA